Aspergillus clavatus NRRL 1 is the source of this 1035-nucleotide messenger RNA. Its product is annotated as YeeE/YedE family protein. Lineage: Eukaryota; Fungi; Ascomycota; Eurotiomycetes; Eurotiales; Aspergillaceae. Gene Ontology annotation, cellular component: plasma membrane. The record is from RefSeq and is a predicted model, not a curated record. The transcript is spliced from 2 exons. Bases 1 to 1035 code for a protein of 344 amino acids.
AUGUCGGAUCUCAUCUCUUCAACCCUAACAGGGGCCCUGUUCGGGGCUGCCCUGACCGUCUCGGGCGUCUAUCUGCCCAACACGAUCAUCUCUCAAAUGAAACUGCAAGACUUCCACAUGCUCAAGGUCUUCCUCACGGCCAGUUCCGCCAGCGCCCUCGUCAUCUCCCUCUAUGAGCGUCUCAUCAAACGACCGCUCAGCCGCCGCCCCCCUUCAUCCAUCGGCUGGUUCGGCUCAUACGAUGGCAACAUCAUCGGCGGCGCCAUGGUCGGCGCCGGCAUGGUCCUCACAGGCGCCUGCCCCGGCACCGUCCUGGUCCAGGUCGGCACCGGCAUCUCCUCCGGCCGCUACGCAAUGCUCGGCGGCCUGCUAGGCGGGAUCCUGUACGCCCAGAUGGCCGGGCUCCUCGGCCGUGCGCCCGGCGCACCCUGCACCCCGACCCCCGCACCCAGCAAGAUCGACCACAGCCUCCCCGCCAAGCUCGGGGUGAGUCCCGCCAGCGCGGCGCUGGCCUUCCAGACCAUGUGCGUGUGCCUCAUUCUCGCGACCAAGACGCUGGCGCCGAGUUUGACGCGCAGCACCGUCGACCCGGUGGUCGGCGGUCUGUUGAUCGGGGCAGCCCAGCUCGCGAGUCUGAUCAUGACCAGGGCGCCGGUGGGUGUGUCGACGAGCUACGAGGAUAUCGGGCGGUGGACGUGGAGCUGCCUCAAUGGGGGCGGGAGCGUUGAGCCCGUCGCGGACACACGGCCGGCGUUGUUGCCGCUGACCAAGUCGGUUUGCUUCUCGGGUGGGAUCCUGGCGAGCAGCUAUGCGCUGUCGCGGAUGCUUCCGGAGUUGGCUACGGUGGAUGCAUUGCCGGUGUCGCCGCUGCAGGGUGUGCUGGGAGGCUUGGUCAUGGUCUUUGGUGCCCGGUUGGCGGGAGGGUGUACGAGUGGGCAUGGGAUCAGUGGCAUGAGUAUGCUGGGGACGAGCAGUAUCAUCAGCGUGGCCUCGAUGUUUGGAGGCGGGAUCGCCUUGGCAUUGCUGCGUUCGUGA